AUGUUUAGUUAUUCAGCAAGAUCGAAUGCUCGACGAAUUCCUCUGACUCCAGCCAAACCUCCAAUAUCGGCUUGGGGCUUUAUUAAGAAGAUUCUUAAUGAUCGAACACUAGGUUUCGGUUCGUUAUUGGCUUAUACUUUCGUGAUUGCGAUUCUUCCGUUGUUCACGGCAGCUCUUGGCAUUUUCGGACUUGUUCUCAGUAGUAAUCCAAGUGCACAGCAAUCAAUUGUUGAUUCAAUCGCUGACUCUGGUAGUGACAAUACGACCAAAACAGCUAUUCGUGAGGUUACUAAUCUUGCUGCUAAUAAUCUUGGUGAUAAUGGCGGUGGUAUUCUUGCUAUUGGAAUUAUCUUUGCAUUGUGGGGUGGUUCACGUCUAUUCGUGGCGAUCGAUGAAACCUUUACAAUAUUUUAUCGAACAGCAGAUCGAUCGUUUCUAAAGAAAAAUCUAAUUGCCAUUGGAAUGUUAAUUUUGUUUAUUCUGCUCGUUAUACUCAUUAUUGUUGCAAGUGCUGUACCUUCAUUUCUGAUUAAUACAUUACCCGAUAAUGGUGGUGCACAGUUCGGAAUAUUCAUUGCUGGUAUUGUCAUAUCAAUCACGAUUUUGUUUAUUCUAUUUUUUGUCAUUUACUUUGUCGUGCCGAAUAAGAAAAUAUUGUUGAAACAGAUAUGGUGCGGAGCAUUGAUUGCCGCGAUUUUGUUGGAUAUAUUUCUCAUUCUCUUUCCAUUGUAUGUGCGACGUUUUAUGGGCUCGUUUAUUGGUCUCAUCGGUUUCGUGGUGAUUUUAAUAACAUUCUUUUAUUAUUUUUCUAUUAUUCUUCUGUUGGGCGCACAAGUCAAUGCGUAUUUUUUCGAGCGUAUUCAACCAUUGCCCGAUGGCUUAGGUACAUUUUUACAUGAAGCUGUCUUGCAAAUGCUUGGAGGACCACAUGUGCCAGCAGAAAGAAUCAAAAAAGAAUCUGGGCGUUAA
Messenger RNA from Adineta ricciae, 969 nucleotides. Lineage: Eukaryota; Metazoa; Rotifera; Eurotatoria; Adinetida; Adinetidae. The record is from the annotation of a GenBank genome assembly.